Molecule: messenger RNA, 1149 nt
Organism: Klebsormidium nitens
Lineage: Eukaryota; Viridiplantae; Streptophyta; Klebsormidiophyceae; Klebsormidiales; Klebsormidiaceae
Source: the annotation of a GenBank genome assembly
UGCAUGUAUUGAGCUUUGAGUUUGAGGAGAAAGCGCCUUCAGAAACUGCUCCUGCAUUGAAGUUCGCGAAGUCUACUGCUAUUUGGCGUCGCCAUCAUCUAGGGGGCCUAAGUAAGAAUUCUUCAUCGCUGGAAGCACACGGAAGAUUGAAAUUUUGUUGGGGGUGGCGGUGCAAGAAAGGGUAUCAACCUUGGAGUGUUGGUGUUCAACAAAAGAUGACGGAACCGGAAGUUCUGAUCUUUGAUGUCAAUGAGACUCUACUAGAUUUUGCGGCGGCGCUUGAACCGAUCUUCAAGCGCAUCUUUGGGGUCAAGGCAGAGGGGAAGAGGCAGGCAUGGUUUGGCAUGGCGGUGCACUCAGCAUUUACUGCAAUCAUAACCAAAAAGUACUGUCCAUUUGGGGCCCAUGCGAUGUCUGCCAUCACAAUGCUCGGACAGCAGAACGGAGUGACAGUCUCAGACGAGGACAAGGAGGCGCUCAAGGAAGCAAUCCAUUUGGCACCCCCCCACCCUGAAGUUGAUGAAGCGCUGGCGCUCCUCAAGGAUGCGGGGUUCCGGCUUGCGGCGUUGACGAACAACGCGCAGAACGUGGUGGACAUGCAGCUGAAAAAUGCAGGGCUCACGCAGUACUUCGAGAAGAUUCUCUCGGCUGACACAAUAAAGGUCUUGAAACCCGCGCCUGAGCCGUACGAGUUCGCUGCAAAAGAGAUGGGCCUUUCCGGCCCGGCUGAGAUGCGUAUGGUUGCUGCGCACUGCUGGGACUGCGCAGGGGCGAUGCGCGCCGGUGCUAAGGCCGCCUUUGUUGAUAGACCGAGCGCGGCGUGGGACCCUUUGGUGGAGAGGACUGAUGUCGUCGGGUCCGACCUACUAGAAGUUGCUAAGGCCAUUGUAGCAAAGCGAAAAAGCACGUGACGAUGUUGGGCAUGUUUUUCUGACGCGCAGCACAGAUAGCAAGCAUGAGUCGUUCGGACAACCAGCUGUUGCAUUGGUGCCGGCGCCGCUGAGCUGUUUUCCUUUUGCUUUAGUACUGCUGCUAGGCCGUUUGAAUGGGCGUAUGUCUCACGCCAUGCAAUCUAUCAUGCACUAGGUAUGCUCAACUGAGACUCCUGAUGAUAUCCAGAGCACCGUCACGCGUGCUGAUCAAUUCAUG